This is a messenger RNA of Drepanopeziza brunnea f. sp. 'multigermtubi' MB_m1, 639 nucleotides long. RefSeq lists its product as uncharacterized. NCBI's taxonomy places the organism in Eukaryota, Fungi, Ascomycota, Leotiomycetes, Helotiales, Drepanopezizaceae. The record is from RefSeq and is a predicted model, not a curated record.
AUGCUCACCAAGUUCUUCCAAGCAAGCCUGCUCGCCAGCCUGGCUUCCGCGGCUGUUCUCCCUCGAGCAUCCCAAGCAGUCGACCAGAUCUUGGCGAUUGCCCCAACGUCCGGCUCAUGCACCAACGCCCCCUCCCCAGACGAGUGCACCACGAACGCCGACGCCGCCCCCUUCCUCGUCGCCGCCAUGGCCAAGUACAACAUCUACGCGACCCCCGAGAUCGCAGCUGUCCUGUCAGUCGUGGCCUUCGAAAGCGGCGACUUCAAGUACAACACCAACCACUUUCCCGCGCCAGGGCGGCCGGGCCAGGGCACCAGGGCCAUGCUCAUGCCCCCCUUCGUGCUGAAGUACGCCCAGUCGAUUCCAGAGCUGGCCGCCCAGCUCGGCGCCAUCACCACGCAGCCGACGACGACGGGGCUCAGCGACGACGCGCUGAACGCCAUCCGCGCGCUGGUCCGGCCGAACGAGUACUCGUUCGCCUCUGCCGCGUGGUACCUGACCACGCAGUGCGAUCCUGCGGUCCGAACGGCGCUGCAGGCCGGGGGCCAGCCUGGAUUCGAGGCGUACAUGGGAUGUCUGGGUGUGGCGGCAACCCCGGAGAGGUUGGCGUCCUGGACUCGGGCCAAUGCUGCCUUCUGA